GUCCCCGCCACUCGCCUGAUCGCAGCGCGGAACCGGGGGGCAGCGGGCGGGGCCGGAGCCGGAGCGGAGGAGGGGCCGGCCGGGGAGCUGCCCCGCACGGCCCCCAGCUCUGCCCUACCCGGAGGCCCGGUCCCCGCCCGCCCGAGCCCUGCGGCCGUGCUAGGGGACAAGCCUCGGGAAGCUCCGGCGCUGACGGGAGGCGGCAACCCUGCUGCCGCCCAACGCGCUCCGCCACGGGGCGAGCGAGCAGCGACCGCCCCCCGCCUCCUCCUCCUCCUCCUCCUCCUUCCCCCGGCGCGGAGCCCUCAGCGCUCCCGCCGCCGGGGCGGAGGUUUACGGAAGGCUGUGGAAGAGUUGCUUAAAGAGGCAAAACGUGGGAGAACCAGAGCUGAAACAAUGGGAGCUAUGGGUUGGUUGAAAUGUCCUCUUGCUGGUACAAAUAAAAGAUUUCUUAUAAAUACCAUCAAAAACACGUUACCGUCUCAAAAAGAACAAGACCAGGAACGUGAGCAAAAGGAAGACAGUAAGGAACCUGAGCCAAACAAAAGCAGGAAGGAAGAAAAACCAAAGAAAUGGAGAAUUCACCCAUACACACCCAGCUUUCAGUCCAGAAGGAGAGUCAGCUACUCUCCUCCGAGGCACCGGAACAGAAACCAGCACACAAAGGAUAAGCGUGAAGAGCGAUCAAGCAAACGAUGAGGAGAGUGAUGAAUAUGUGUUGUUACAAGCCAGGAAUGUCAUUGAGUGUCGGACUGCAGGGAUGUCUCAGUUUUUCAGGAAAAGAUGCUGUUCAAAACUGAAUUUUGAACCGAGUUGCUUGUGUGAGAAAUAACUUUGAGGUAGCUUUAGAAAAUAUUUCUUUGCGACCUGUAAGAGAAAAGCAAAGUGCAGCAUAAAUCUUUCAGCUGUUUUAGGACAGACAUUCCUUUCCCUUUGCUCCAUUCCUCUUUCCCCUUCUGACUAAGCUUAGGGUCUUGGUGAUGGAGCACGAGACGUGUCACUGUCCUAUACAACUAGUUUAGUUAUGUCCCUCUUUUGGAAAUAAAUUUAAAUUAAGCAGAAAUUUAUUUAUUGUGCAAAGUUGGCAGAACUUCUUUGCUGCUAACCAAUAAAGAAGUUUUGUGUGUUUGGGUUAGUUUAAUUCUACUGAAUCUAGACGAAGGGAAAGCUGGUCAGUGCCUGGCCAAGCACAUGCAUUUUGUAUAGAAUAUAAGAGUUUGCUUUCUUUAGUAUGAAAAGAACAAAUUUAAAAUGGGCACCACUAGUUUUGCUUCCCAAGAGGAACUACCAGGAUAUACUGCUUUUGCUUGUUGUUGUAUAUUCACAAACCUGUCAUAGAUAAUAAUAAACAUUACUCCUGAAAAGCCA
This is a messenger RNA of Tyto alba (common barn owl), 1368 nucleotides long. RefSeq names its product RNA polymerase I and III subunit D (gene POLR1D). The transcript is spliced from 3 exons. The record is from RefSeq and is a predicted model, not a curated record. The coding region runs from base 397 to 699 and encodes 100 amino acids. Lineage: Eukaryota; Metazoa; Chordata; Aves; Strigiformes; Tytonidae.